Molecule: messenger RNA, 2342 nt
Organism: Fimicolochytrium jonesii
Lineage: Eukaryota; Fungi; Chytridiomycota; Chytridiomycetes; Spizellomycetales; Powellomycetaceae
Product: SGT1 protein-domain-containing protein
Exons: 4
Coding region: 135-2258 (707 amino acids)
Cellular component (GO): nucleus
Source: RefSeq, a predicted model, not a curated record
GCAGGUUAUAACGCGGCGCUGCUGUCAUUUCGUUCCCCUGAUUGCCGUCACUCGCGACUCUUCCCUGAGCGCCGUCGAAGCUGUUGGUCUCGUCGAUUGCUCUGCACUACUGAAGCGCUACGGGCGAAUGAAAGAUGGACAAGGUCUUCGGUGAACGCCACGACGAGGUCGAUACCGUAGAAUACUCUAUACAUAGGGACUUCCGUCCGUCUCCUGCAUAUCCAGCACCCACGCAGGCGGAAUGGCAGCAGGCGGCAGAAGAGUUCAUUGCGGAAGUGUUCUCCUUCGUCUCGCAAUGGACCGACGGCUAUAUCUGGCACAAGGAUGCGUUUGUCUUGAGGACUGAUAGCGGGUUUGACGCCUCAACCUCGUGUAUUCGCGGCUCUACACGGUUCGGUGACUGCUUGGAAGACGAGUGGUUUAUUGUAUCGCUACUGGUCGAAAUCACAGCGAAAUAUCCAGAUGCCGUCGUCAGUGUUCGCGACAACGACGGGGAGUUUUUACUCAUCGAGGCGGCUGAUCACUUGAGCGCCUGGAUUGAUCCUACUACCAUCCGGAACAGAGUGUUUUUGCAUAAGGGCGUUCUUCAUAUCAUUCCCAUUCCGCGAACACCAGCCGAAAUCCCACUCUACCCAGCCGGCAAUAUUACUCUCGAACAAGCCCUAGACACUAUCAGAGGCUCCGCACCGACGAAUGCACCAGAGAAGGUGCAAGAUGUCAUUAUGCAACGUCUCAACGGUUACCCGGGUGCUGCGAUGAAAAACAUGCAUCAUGCAAAGUGUCAUGUUCCAUUCAAUGUUGCGCAGGUGUUACAUCAUGAGCCCAAUUUGAUUGCGCCUGCUGUUGAGGCAUUCUAUAACCGCGAUCCAUUGGCGUUGAAGGCCUGCUAUAAAAUGGAGCAAUUCCCACCCGCCUCCUCAACCACAUCCCUCAUCCGCAUGAACCGCCAUCAAUACGCCCAACUCGUCAGCCAAAAGUUCCACCCGCCAAAACCCUUCCGCCUGCCUCCACCCAACUCCCCCGACUUCAAAUCCCACGAACUGGGCAUGAAGAUCGCCUGCGGUUUCGAAAUGCUCUAUGCCGACGAACACUGGCAGAAUCUGGAUACGCAGGCGGACGCAGCUACGGUCGAUACCUAUGCAUUCGCCGCGGAUCCAGCCUGGGCGCGGUUUCUUCACAAACUCAACAAACUGAACUUCUUCCGCUCCGAGCUCCCCGGUUCACGAAUUUACAAAGACCUCGAAUCCAGAGCACAGUUCCAGUUCCUGCAAGCCAGGACGACGGAACAGAAAGAAGAUAACCCCGUCACGCGGAUAAAGGCCGCCCUCGCCCGUCCGCCUGUCAACAUAACCGACACAAACCUCAACGAAGACAGCGACAGCUGGAUGGACAUCGACCCCACGCACCUGGACGAUAUGCUGAACGCCCGACAGGAGGAGUUCAAACACGCCCAGGAAGAUUUUGCGGGCAUGCCCCGCGGCGAAGAGGACGUGGAGGAGAUGGAUGAGGAGGAUCAGCGGGAUAUGGAUGAGUUGGCGAAGAUGUUUGGUGGGUUUAGCGAGUUUGUUGGGAAGCAGAGUGGGUUGAAAGGGGCGUUGUUUCCGAAUGAGGAGGAGGACGAGGAGGAGGAGGAUAAUGAGGAUGAGGGCGAUGGGGGGCGUGGGAGAACGGCGGCGGAUCGUGCAGGGGGUAUCAAAUUCGAUGACCAGCAAUUCAUGCAGACCCUAAUGCAAGCCUUCGGUAUCGACGCCACCGAAAUGGCUCACUUGCAAAACCAAAAAUCCCCUCAACAACAAUUCGACCCAGACGUGCUCAGACCCGCCUCGACCGACGACAGCAGGUUCACAGAACUAGCAGACGACGAUGACGACUGGACCGCACCGUUCUCCCGCACCGAUAACGCAGAGGAUUCGGAAACCGACGAACCUACAGGCGACCCACAACUGGAGCAGUACAUGCAAGCGAUGGACCGCGAGCUCUUGCAUACCAAACUCGCGGGGACGUUCGAAAAGGCCGUUCCCGCACCAUCCCAACCCAACUCAAAGGACGAUGAGAAUGAUGAGGAAGAAGGUGAUGAGGAAACACGCAAAAACGCACCAGUAGAUCUAGACCUGAACCUCGUCAAGAACAUCCUGGAGUCGUUUUCGGCGCAGGAGGGGUUGCCGGGGCCCGCGGGGAGUAUGUUGGGCGGGUUGGGAAUCAAGAUGCCGAGGUUGGGGGAGGGGGCGAGGAAGGGUGGGGGAGGGAGGAGGGGAUGAGUUUGGGGAGGGAGAUUAUGGCGACGGAUUGUGUGGACGACGCUUCGUAGGCUUGCACCCAGAGGUCCUUCCGAAGGGUCCUGA